Molecule: messenger RNA, 6339 nt
Organism: Paramecium octaurelia
Lineage: Eukaryota; Ciliophora; Oligohymenophorea; Peniculida; Parameciidae
Source: the annotation of a GenBank genome assembly
AUGAAUGAAAUAACAGAGUUCACUAUUCUUUAAUUAAAAAGUUAAUUGGAAAGCUCAUUAGAAAACACUGGGUCUUAAUCCAAAGAAAGCUUAAGAUUAUUAUUGUAAUAUAGUAAGACUCUCAGCAGUUAUGCAGAAUCGCAACCCAAUCAUAAAGCAAUUACAAUUCUAAAUCAAGGUAAUAUUGAUAGUGGAUUAUUAUUUAAGCCUUCAAAAUGCUUCUACCUGAAAAACCUCCAAAACUAUUAAGCAUUUAAUUCUAAUACUGGAGAUUGUUGAUAAUGACUGCUAUUAAAUUAUGUAAAGCAUUAGAGAUUAAUGGGUAGUUGCAACAAGGCUUAAAUGUAUUGAUAUAGAUUGAGAACAUCACCAAAUAAUAUAAUAAAUCACUUGAAUGGGCUUUAAACGUAGAACUGGAGUAUUUGUAUUAUCAUUUGGCCAUCAUCUGGCAAAAACUAUAAAAUAAAGAAAGAACUUUUUAUGCUGCCAAUGAAUGCAUUUUACUCCUAAGAAGUAAUCUCAAGAAUAAAGCUGAACCAAAAUAAAUACAUAUGAUAGCUGAAAUGCUUAAGUUAUAAUCAUAAACAAAAAACUCAAUUCACCAACAGUUGUCAUACUAUAAUUAAAUACAUUUCUAUCAAUCCAAAUAUUUGGGAGACAAUAAUAAAGAGACCAUUAAAACGAUAAUGAGAAUAAAUUAGUUUAAAUCUGAAAUUCAAUUUGAAAAAGAAAUCGAAGAAUUCAGUAAAGAAGAUUUUAAAAAAAAACUACCUUUCUAAGAAGUUUCAUAAAUAGAUUUCUAUGGAGAAGAAAAAUCAUUCAAUUUAGAGCAACAGUAAUAAUAGUAAUAGUAAUAAACUAAAUAAUUUGAUUCUAAGGAAUAUUUAAGAUAGAGAUUAUUCUAAUAAUAAAGACAACUAGUUUUGCAUGCUAAGAAUAAUUCACAAUCGAAAUCCUCUCUUCGAAUCAGUCAUUAAUCAAAGAAAAGCUUAGAAGACUUUAAAAGAUUCACUGAUUCCAAGAUCAAUUUUAAAAUAAAUUCUAGAACAUCUAGUUCUGGAGAGAAUAAAUUUUAUUACUUUUUGAAUGUUAACAAUAUACAGUAAUUUAUAUUCGAAUUAUUAGAGGGAGAACAAAAACUGAAACAACGCAGUAUAGAACUACACAGAGUAAAAAUUAAGAUAGAUUAACGCCAUAAGGAAUUCCCAGUUAACAAUUUAGAUGUAAAACUAAUAAAUCUAAUGCAUCACUUAAUAAUACCUAAAAUUAAUAAGAAUUGAAUAGUGGCAAAAAUAUAAAGGAUGAUUUAUUUAAAGACUUAAUGACUUAAAGGCCGAAGAGUAGUAUUGCAUAGUAGAGACUAGCAAAACAAUUAUAAAUGACAAUAGGAAAUUAAGUGACAGCUAAUAAGAAAUCUUCUUAAUAAACACAAUUAAGCAAUUCAAAGCCUGUUGAAAAAAUACUAAAAAGACUAAAUACUUAAGAAUUAAACCUAAAAAAAAGAACAUUAAAUUUAUAAUAGCCAAUAUAACAUUCUGAAGUGAGUACAAAAAAAUCAAAUUAAGCGUAAGAAAUAGUUUUUGGUUCUAUUUCCUAAAAGUCAAUUAAUUUGAUAACAUCAGGAGGUAUGCAUAUGCUUGUAAUUAGAUGAUCAUACUCAAAAAAGAAGUGACCUAGAUUAGUUUGAAUAUAAUUUAGACAAAAUAAUUAAGAUUUAGAGAUACUUUAGGUUUAAAUUAAAAUAAUCUCAGAAUUAUGAUAUCAAAAAUGAAAAAAUCAAUUUGAAUAAAUUUAGUGUUGGUUUUGUUCAUGAAGAUGACGAUAAAUUGGCUGAUAAAACUCCUGCUUUGAGAGGCAAAUCAAAAGAUUUAAAAUUUGCCUAUCAAAGAAGUAAUACAUCUUCAGUAGAAUCUAUUAAAUUUGUGAGCAAGAGGGAUAAUUUUUUAUAGCCAUAGUUAUUCUAACAUAAAUAAAAGGAUCAUUCUUUUAAUAGUUAGGCAAGUAGUAAAUUAAUAAAUCAAAAAUCAGGAAGCAACAGUUAGAUAAAGUAAAAUUAGUAAAUAAUAACAUAGUGAAUAAUCUUCAGAGUCUUUAUUAGAUUUUGAAUAACUAUAUUAAAACAUAGACAAAAAAUGGUCUUAUGAGGAGUACAUUUAGGGAUAAUGCUUCUUUUUUUGCGAUGAUUAAGCUGAUUAAAUUAUGAAACUUUUGAAAUUUAAAGCUAAAUUUCUCCAUUAAAAUGAGGACGAGAAUCUUAGUCUCUUAUGCGAAUUAGAAAUAGAAAAAGGCUUUUAAUCUCACAUUAUAAUUCUCCCAAUAGUUUUGUCAAUGAAGAAUUGGAAAUUGUAUGCCAAAAUGAAAGGCUUAUAAUUCUUUUAAAGUCUUCUAAAAGAAUUUGUGGAAUAGAACUUCCCAAUCAUACCUUAUUCAACUAAAAUUCUCAUCUAUAAAGGCCAAUACUUUGAUAUGCUUUUAGAAUCCAUAAUAUAAUUAAUAUCUGUGAUAAUGAAACAUAUUUGUAUUGAAAGAAAGCUGAUUGGAGUAAAACUGUAUUAUACAAAAGACGUAUAAAUAAAGAAGAAUAGAAAAAUGAUUCAAUAAUAUUAUUAAAAAUAGAGACAAGAACAGCGAUAGUAUUAUUUUAAGUCUUUACAAUUUUUUAUGAAUCACUACGAUAUCAGAAUAAAUAAAAGAGCAAAUUCCAUAGAUCUAAACCUUAAAAGUCUAAUGGGCAAUGAAACAGCUAAAUAAAAAUUAAAAGCUGCUGAAAAUGCAGUGCUAUUUGCAAUUAAAGCUAAAACAGCAGUUCAAAGUUAACCACCUAAACCACCGGUAAUUCCUUUGAUGUUGUUUGAUGAUGAUAAUGUUUAAUCUCCUUAAAUUCUCGAAGAAUCUAUGAGAGAUCCUGAUGUAAAUAGAAUGUAAUUAAUAAAUAUCAUAAACCCUUAAAAAAGGAGAUAAUCAAUUUAAGAAUAAGAAAUGAGCAGGUUCAGUAAUCUUUUUCAGUAGCAUCAAAAAGUGCAUCAUCAAAGAAAUCAGUCAAACUCCACUCCCAAAAAAACAUCUGACAGUAUUUUUAAAAAGACAUUCACAAUUGAAACAAAUCUAAUACAACAAAAAACCUUGACUCGUCCUUAAACAAUAAUUCAAUAAGUCGAUUAAUCAUUUUCAAGCAAAUCUUAGACUUCAUCUAAUAAUUAAUCUAAAGACCAUGAUCUACAACCCCCUUCCAUCUCUCAUAGUGUAUCAUUAAGCCAAUAGCCUGUUCCUUCAUUUAAGAAAAAAAAUGUAGGAAAUGUGUCGUAAUCAUACUAUGGAAAUACAACUAAUUCAGCCUAAAAUUUAUUAGAUACACAAUAAAAUUUAGUUGCAAAUUAGUUAUUUGAUACCUAAGCUUUAGAAGGAUUGGAGUUGAUUCCAGAACAGGAAAAUGAGUUGGAGUAAAAAAUAAUAACUCUAUAUUAAAAAGAUGAUCAUUUUACUGUGUCUCCUUAGUGGAAAAGAAAAAGAAAGGCCACAAUUCAUAAUUUUCAAUUUGAAUAUUUUUGGAAUUAACACAAGAUGUAAAAAAAAGUAUUUUAGAAAAUCUAUCACAAUCCUUUUAAUAUAAAAGAGAUUUUGAUGGUUGGAACAUAACACAUUGAUAAAUAAUAUUUUUUGAUAAGUGUGACAUAAAUAUUAAAAGAAUAAAUUCAAACAUUUAACCAAUCUAUAUUAAACAAUAAAGAUUUGGUAAAAAUUGAAAUAACAUAUCGUUUAACAUAUCCAUAUGAUAAUGUAUGGCAAGAUAGUAUUGUAAUUAAAUUUAAAGAAUUCAUAAAGUGGUUUGUACCUGAUUUUGAAUUAUCUAGUUAUAUUCAAUAUUUUGGAUUAAGCAAAAAUCAGAAGAUUCAAGCUUUGACUUACCUAGGACGUUAUGCACAUAUAAAAGAAUCAAAAUUAAAAUUAGAGUAUUACGAGGAAAAGCGAAAUAAACUUAAAAUUAAAUAGCAAUAAAGAAGGGACAUUGAAAUCUCGAGAAUGAAAUAAAUUGAAAGUAUGUUAAUAAGAGACAAAUUGGAUUUACAUUACAUCCAAAUAUUAGGAUUGGAUAAUUUAUAUCAAGAAUUAUUGAAAGAAAGAAAAAUAAUAGAAGAGAAAGUAAAGAGAAAAGAAGAGAGGCUUAGAAUAUUUCUUUAGUUAACUGAUCCGAACAAAUUAGACCCUACUACUUAACAACCAAAAUAUAUUGGAUAUGAUUACGAUGGUGAUUCUGAAGAAAAAACCAUUUAAGUCCCACUUAGUCUUCAAAUGUAAGUCUUGAAAUCAUAUAAUACUGUUGUCCACUUGAAAUAAUAAAAAUAAAUAAUAAAAAUGCCAUCCUCUUAUUUAAUUUGGGAAGGUGACGUUAUAAAAAUGUGGAGACCUUUCUAAAGAAAGAUUUGGUAGUAGGUUAAGAUUGAAAACAAAGAUAAACUCAUAAAUGCUAUAUAAUGUAAAUUAAAGUUCUAUAUUCUGAAAUAAAUUAUAGGAAAGACAUUAAGUCUAAAUGGUAAGAAAUUUGUUAUAAAGUAAUAAAAAUAGUUGAUAUAAAGUGAUUCUGCAUAAGAACUUCUUUAUUAAUAUUUUUAAUUAAAGUCAUUUUCAAAUUAGCAGUUUUAUAGAUUCUUAAGCAUAUUACGUGUGUAGUUACUGUAAUUGGAUGAUUGCUCACACUUAUGGAAUUCAUAUUUUAAACAAUAUAAAUAAUUAUAACAUUGCUAUGUUUCUCAAAUUGGAGAUUGCUUAUUAGAAAUCGUAGUGUUAAUUGAUAAUUUCGCACAGGUGUUAAAUCAAAAUCUGAAUAGAUAUGUUUUUAUAAGAAUCAAUAUUUAUGAAAAGUAAAAUAUGAAAACAAAAAUGCAUAAGUUGGUCUUGACUCUUGAUGAUUUACAUAUAACAUCUAAGAAAUAAUAUGAUUUAUCCAAUGAAAAUAUUCCUCAAAUUAUUUUUGAUGAUGUUCAAAAAUUGAUGCAUUAGUAUGUGGGAUAUGAAAAUUAAGGUAUUACUAAACACCCUACCUUGGUAAUUAAGAACAGCAAAUUAAAUAGAACUUUUAAAUUAGUAAAUUCAUUUCCAUGGCUGCAUAAUUUUAAUUAUGAUGAAUUCCAAGUAACACUUUACCCUUAAAAAUUCUAAUUCUAUCAUCCUUAAGGUUUGCAUCCCAAAGUAAUUUGCAAAGUUGCUAAAUUUUUAAAAAUUCCUAAGGUAUUUUCAUAGAGACAUCAUUCCUUUUAUGAUAGUUAUGAAAAAUAGUACGAUAAACCGAAGGAAGAUUUCACUAUUAGAGUACCAAGUAUAAUCACAAUAGAGAAAUUUUAAGAAAUUUCAAGCUUCUACAUUUAUAUUUAUUUCCCUCAAAUUUGCAGGAGGUUUAUGACAAAAUUACAUUUUGAUGAUAUCUUAAUAAAUUAAGAUAUCAAUUUAAAAUUAAAUUUUUAAUUUAAAGAACAAUUAAGAAUUCAUAGAAGUGAAAAAUUAUGGCACAGCUUAAUAGAAUCAUUUAAGAUUGUAAGUAAUGAUCAAAAGAAAUUAAUUUUGUAAAUAGAGAAAUUCAAAAUUUCAUGUAUAUUAUAAGAAGUAGUCUAUCAAAAAAUCAAAUCAAUUGAAAAGACCUAAGAAUCAAUUCUAUUUAUUGUUAAUAUCGAAAAAAAGAUUGAAUAAGAUCCAGAACAAAUUCUGAUUCAUUACUCAUUUGAAAGGAUGAAAUUACAAGAAGCGAAGAAUUAUAGCAUGUUUUUGAAAUUGUAAUGGCUUAAUCAAUAUGAUAAUAUCUAAUCCUAUCGAUUGCCAUUAUAUGAAUUAAUGAUUGGAUAUUUUGAAAAAAAAAUAACAGGGUUUAACAUGUUUGAUUAUAAAUUCAAACUAGUAGAUUUGAUAAGAAUGUGUUAAAUUUCAGUAGAAAAUAUUAUCAUGAACUUUUCUAUGAAUUAGAAAAUAAAUUACAAUAAUACAUUAGAUCAAUUGAUGCCCCAACAACUUACCUAUAAUAUUAAUCAAACUAUCAAAUUAAACAUCAACUUAAAAACCAUAUAGGUGGAUAAGUCAGUUUAUAAAUUACUUUACAGAGGAGUCUUAUUAAGAAAGCCAUCUAUUUUGGUGGGCAUUUACUAAAAGUUAAACAAACAGAAAUUGUAUUUUUAUAUACAAAGAGCAAGAGAUUGUGAAUCAUUUAUUCAUAAAAUCAGAUUUUAGGAGAUAGAAAAUAUUUAUCCAGGAUUCUAAUUGAAUUUAUAGGUUAAUUAAAGAUCAAUAGGUCCUAAUAUUUUUAAAAUACUGAAAAAUAGAUUGAUUGUAUAAAGUUAUUAUCAAUUAAAUUGA